Messenger RNA from Astrephomene gubernaculifera, 6241 nucleotides. Lineage: Eukaryota; Viridiplantae; Chlorophyta; Chlorophyceae; Chlamydomonadales; Astrephomenaceae. The record is from the annotation of a GenBank genome assembly.
AGGGUAUAUCUGUAAUAGCGCUGCAUGUCAGCGGGUCUGCCGUUCGAAACUAGUUCGGGGGCAUUGGGAAAUGGACUGAACUGCCGGUGUGGGUGGAACCAAUGCCGAAGAAUGGAGUGCAGCAUGGGUAAUAUGUCUAUGGCAGAUCGUCCUUCAAUGCUAUGCUAGAUGCGACGGCAGUUAAGGAUACAGUGCAAGCCAGCAUGACAUUCACGUUGUUUGCGCUGGCUUACAUCGCGUUUGGUUGCCUUUUCGGAGGUGUGGAGGCGACAUGCGACAAUAGCACUAGCACAGGAAGCUAUUGCGUGGCGUCGCUGGUCAGGGAUAUCCUUGCAGUGCCCGGGGUGAAUGUGAGCUCUGGCGGCUCCAGUCCCCGAGGGGCGGUGGAGGGAGCGGUGGGGACCUUCCUGGGGCAGUGCCUGGGGAUGCAGGCGCCUACCCUCAGGCCGGUAAAUAUGCUGCUCAUGCAAGAGACCAGGGGGCGCGGUGCGGAAAAGAUUGGGGCCUACAUCGAGGCGCGGACGGGGUUUACCUUCCAAGCAACUUAUGUCGGUACAGAUCAGCUCACCCAAGCCAUCGUUUCCGACCUGGUCCUCCCCAGCGGCCAGCCCAACCCCGCCCCCUCCCUGGACGGUUUCGCCUUCGACCCCUCCGCCGUGGUUGACCUCACGGCGCUGGGCGCACUGGCGCCCCUGGAGCAGUACGUGCGGGAGGACGCGGACAUUGAGUGGAGCGAUGUCAUACCAUUCAUUCGGCAGAUUGCCACCAUCUAUGACGGGCACCUGGUGGGGGUGCCCAUUACGGGACAUGCCAGCGUGCUCUACUACCGCAAGGACGUGCUGGCCGCUGCCGGCGCCCCGGUUCCCUCCACCUGGGAGGAGCUGCUGGCGGUGGCUUCCGCCGUGAAUGGCAGCGACUUCAACGGGGAUGGCAAACCCGACUACUCCAUUUGCUGGCAGGUUGUCGACUGCUUGGAAUCUUCUGUCGUCUUAGUUCAGAUCCUAGCGCCCAUGGUGCAGACUAUGGGUAUGCCACACGGCUGGUUGUUCGACCCGGCCAACAUGCAGCUGCUGCUCAACAGCACUGCCAUGAUGCGGGCACUGGAGCUGAUGAGGGCCCUGCAGACCGUAACGUACCCCGGUUCCCGAUGCAACCUGGUGCACUUUGAGUUCCUGUCCGGCGAGUGUGCGUUCACCGUGAAAUGGGUCGAGCAGUUCAAGGCAGCAGAGUUUUUCACACCCUACCUCCGCGGUCGGGUGGGAGUGGCGCAGCUGCCUGGCUCCACCCACGUGUUGGACAGAACCACGGGUCAGUUGGUCGCCUGCACGACCAGCAUCUGCCCCUACGCACGCACCGAGCGAGAUGCCAGGACGGGGCAGGCUGUGCUGGUCAAUCGGGCGCCGCAUUUCGGUUACGUUGGAUUCGCAGGCGGCGCUCGGAAAAGCGGCGAUCCUGACUACCAGAAAGCCGUGUACAACUCCUUUGCUUUGUUCGCUAGCACGGAGACGAGCUGGGAGUUCAUCUUAGACCCUAUAGCCCCGGCGGGCCCCUUCCGUACCUCGCAUGUGGACCCAGCCAACCUACACAGGUGGGUGGCUGCUGGGUACGAUGCGAACGACACGGCCAGCUUCCUGAAUGCGUGGAAGGAGUCCUACUCCGACCCCAAUGUGGCCCUCGACAUCCGUAUUCUCAACUCGUACAAGUACAGGGAUAUCCUGGGGAGUGCCGGGAACAAUAUCACCCGUAACCUCUCCACUCCGCUGGUGGAGGUCUUCACCGCUCUCGUGCAGCAAACCAUGCAGCUGCUGGCGGAGAGUGGCGGAGUGGACAAGGUCCGUGCCGCCUACCGCACCGCCCUGGGCUACUCCUCCUCCUCCCCCCCACCGCCUCCGGAGCUCUUCAUCGCUCGCCCGCCUCCUGCGCCCGCCCCGCCGCCGCCUCCCGCCGCCUCCUCCGGCUCUUCACGGCUAGGAGCAGUUGCAGGGGGGGCGGUGGCGACAGUGGUGGCGGUGGUGGUGUUGCUGGGCUUGGCGGGGUACUGGCUGUGGGCCAGAAGCCAAGGUCGCGGCCUGCUGGGCUCCACGCUGCCCCCCAAGCCCGGCCCCGAAACCACGCUGCUGGUGGCCUGCCUGCCCGACCUGCCGCUGCUGAUGAGGGAGCUGCCGGAGCCGCUGGUGGCACGGGCCCUAUCGCAGUACCUCGCCUUCAUGCGACGCUUGCUCAAGCAGCACAAGGGCUAUGAGGCGCUAGCCGCACCGGCGAGUGACAUAUUGCCGACCGCUUCUGCCUCUGCUGUUGCCGCUGGCGGCUUCUUGGAUGAUCCAACAUUCGCUACCACCGCCAUCUCCAUUACUCUUCCGCCUGCUGCAUUUGACGGAGACCGCCGAGGUCGCGGUCGCCGCGGCAGUGUGGGUGACAGCGUCGAAGAGGCGAAUGAGCGCUCGACCCCGCCGUCCCUGCGAGGCAACAGCGUCCAAGCUAUUGAAGCCGCCGUCGCCGCUGCAAACACCCCACCAGACGUCGCAGCGGCAGCGACGGCGCCGCUUGCCACGGACAGCGCUUUCAGGCUUGGUGAAUUAGCGGGCGAGGGUUGGUUCAUGGUUUGCGCUUUCAGUACGGCACGAGAUGCCGUACGGUUUGCUGCGGCGGCACAGCAGGGCCUAAUGCGGCUGGACUGGCCGUCGCUGCUGUUAGAGCACCCGGCGUGCAUGCCGCUGUACGCGCUAUCGGCUGCCGCACUUUCUAACCAUCCGACACGCCUCCACAGCACGCAGCCGUUCGGCAACAGAGGAACCAGAUGCAGUGGUGGAGGUGGAGGGAGGUGGAAUGGUGUCUUGCCAGCACACUUGCCUCCGUUGCAUCCAUUUUCUUGCCGGACCAUGAAACAACAGCAGAACCAAUUGAACCUGAUGUAUAGUUCCAAUAACAGUAACAGCAACCAAAGCAGCCAAAACGGCGCUCGGAAGUAUCCGAGUGCUACCAACGAUUGGGACGCCUCUGUGCGGUAUGCCGCCAGCGCCUCCACGACAGUGGCUACUGCUGGUAUCACUGUAAGAAUGAAACAAACGCCACGCAGCAGCGCCGGGGGCCACCGGUUGGCCGGGUCCGCAGGGCAAGGCACCAGCGCCAUCGUGCGCUCGCUGCUGGCCCGCCGGCACCGCGUGCUGGACCUCUUCCACACUGCCGGCAGCAGAGGGGGCAGCGAGGCGCCCUCGCGCUCGCACAGCUCCUGCCAGUCCAUCAUGAGGACGAAUGGGGAGGUGCAGUCGCCGUACAGCAGUCGCGGAGGCGGCGCGGGAGGAGGAGUAGGCGGGCUGUCACAGCCGCCAGCGGCAGGGGCGGCAGCGCCUGCAAUGGCGGGGGCAAUGACUGACACAGCAGCAGCACGUGCGACAGCCGCGACUUGUGGCGAUGGUAACCAAGCUGGCAACGCUAACACUGCUACUGACAAUAGGUUUGUCCCAGUCAGCACACUUGCGGCGUUGUCAGCAAGGAGCAAACUGCCGCAACCGCAGCACCGGCCGCAGCCACAGCUUCUGUCCUUCACUCGCUCGGACCUUUCGCUGCGUUUGCCGUCACAACCGUUACAGCCGCAGCAGGAUAAGAAGGAGCGUCCCUUGCAGCAUCCCCCUCCGCAGCAAUCAACGGAACCUACCACCGGCCUUCAGGAAAAGUGCUGCACGGUAGACGAUACUAACAACCACUUCUACAACCCAUUCUCUACCACUGCCGCCAUUGCCGCCGCUGCCGCCACUGGCGGUUCAUUUUCUCCCGCCACGGCUCCGGCACCAUGGCUGGACGCCUCCUCCCCCGCUGCAUGGGUGGCGGAGCUUCCAGACCCCCUCGGCGGCACCGCCGCCGCCGCCUCGUCCUCCUUGGUGCGCCGCAGUCCGUCCUCCGUCGGACGCUUCCUAACGCUGGUGGCUGCUGGAACCCCGAGCGCAGCUGGCGGUGAGCGUGGCAGCAGCGGGAGCGGCAAUGGCACACAGCUAGACCGCAACACUCAGGGUUUGUGUGCCUUGUACGGCAGAGGCGCCUCCAGCUUGUCACAGCAGGCGGCUCUUCUGGGUAGCCCGCUCGGCAUGCUCAGGACGCGCACCCUGCAGCCCGCCCGUUCUGCCAUCGCCCCUGCGUUGUCAGCAAUUAGGGCAACAUCCGUGCUUGCUGUAGCGGCUGGGGCCGCCGCUGCUGAUGCCACUGCCGGCGCCUGGGCUGGGACACUGACCGCAGAUAAUGGUUUCGGUAGCGGCGGUGGUGUUGGUGACGGGACAACGGCCUUGUUGGCCGCCUCGUCUGCUGGCUUGGAGGUUGGCAGCUCCUGCAAGCCGCCACAACGCCAAACGCCCGUACAACUACCAUGUCCUUCACCGCCGCCGACGCCGCCGCCGCAGCAGGGGGCUGUGGCAGCGGCAUCAGUUGCAGCUGCCGUCGGUGGCGUCGCAUUGCAACAGCAGACGCAGCCGCACACUGCGACCACAACCCUGGACGCCUCUGCAGCUCAGGGCGCAGUGGCGGCAGCGACGGGGCCCAUUGCCUCUGCUACCAUUGCAAACACGAACGCUAACGCCGACGCUGUCAGCAGCAAAGCCCGCGGCGGCGGGCCGUUGCAGGUCGUACGAAUGGCCGAGUAUUACCAAGUUGCGUUCAAAGUGGUCAACACCCUGGCCCAAGUGAUCUCAUCGCACAACGGAGGGGCUGAGGUCGCUGCUGACGGCGCCGAUGCUACCACAACCUACACCGCUACCAGUACUGUCGCUGUCGGCCCGGACAGCAGCAGCAAACAGCGACCCAGGGAAGGCUCAUGUCUUCGGUUCUUAGGCCCGCCGCCUAGCGGGUCCCUGGAAACCGCUGUCAGCCCUUAUAAUACUGGUAGCGGUGGCGGCUUCAGCGGCGGUGGUGGCGGCAUCCCCGGCGCCAUCAAGCAAUACGGGAGUAUCCAUGCAAGCCACGAAACAUGCAGUAGCGACUACACCCCCGGCGACAGCGGUCGCGGCAAAGGAGGGGGCAGUAGCUCCGCAUGUGCCAUGGCAGGUAGCUCAGGAAGCGUUCUUAAACCGUUGGCGGCCGGCUCCCGGGCCGCUGCGGCCCUUCAGGUGCCUUUGGCUGCUCUACCGGUGCAUUCGGAGGACACCGCCUUGCCCGCCAUAUCCGUCGACCUCACGCCUAGCUUCUCCGCUACCCCCAGCGCUGCUGCUGCUGGCGACGUCACCGCAGUCGCUGCAAUGGGUGUUGCCCCAUCAAAGGCAUCCGGUAGCUGUGUGGUGUCCGCUAGAGACCUCGCCACAUCCUCUGCGUCGCUGGUGCUGCGACAAAGCAAUGGCGGCGGUGGCGGCGGCUACCAGCGCUCCAACACGCAGCAAAGCGGCCUCAUUCCACCCGUACCCAGCCCCCUAAGGUCCGGACGUCCAGUGGCCUUUCUUUCCCGAUUCUCCCGGGGCACAGCCGCCUCCGCCUCCGGGCAUCCCACGCCGGGACUGCCCCCAUGCCCACAAGCUGCCACCCCACCUGGCCUCGCGAGCAGCAGCAGCGCGCAUGCCUCCGGCUCAGCUGGCGGCAGCGGUGGUACCGGCAACCCCCCUACCGCCGGUGCCUCGUCUUGGUGGGGAGCGUUGUGGCGGAUCCUGACCCAUGCAGGUCGAGAGACGGACCCCGUUGCAAUGUUAUCCACAGGCGGUAAGGCUGCGGAACAGAGCCUUACAAGGGCAGCGGAGGCGGAGGCGCAGACGGAGGCGAUGUUACGGGAGGCCGGUACGGUGUUGCAAAGGGGCUUGCGGGUGUGCAUGGGCCUGAGUUCCGGAGUGGCCUCGCGACAUGUCUCCUACACGCGUACGGCAAAGCGUGUCCAGUACUGCGGUCUUACACUUCAGAUUGCACGCGAUCUGUCGUAUGCGGCCUACGGCACAGCCUCACGUGUACUGCUGAGCGGCGGUUGCUACAAGCAGUUGGACGCAGGCAGUCCGGAUUUCAACCGUACAUGUACGAUUCUAAACAUUGGGGAGUACCAACUGCUUCAGCCGUGCAGGAUUCCAUGUCCAUUGGACUUGUACAUGCCGCUGACUCCCCUCCAAGGCCCCUGCCUGGCGGCCCACACGCGGCCCCGUGGCGCGCUGCAGACGCAGGGCGGGGUGAUGGAGGCGCCGGUGGGGGACGUGACCAUCGUCUUCGCCUACGCGGUGGGGGUCAGCACACUCAUGGCCUGGGACCUGGCCGAGGCCCAGUCCGCCGUGUCUCUGCUGCAGAG